Molecule: messenger RNA, 1720 nt
Organism: Rubroshorea leprosula
Lineage: Eukaryota; Viridiplantae; Streptophyta; Magnoliopsida; Malvales; Dipterocarpaceae
Source: the annotation of a GenBank genome assembly
AUUAACCCCUUGCUUUAGUACAGACCCACAAUUCUCUACAUCAAUUUGCCACCCAAUUGCAGAGAAAACACAACACAGCCGAGGAAUAUGAUUGCAGGAGAUUUCACGGUGACGGUGGGCAAGAAGGACGUUGUGGCGGCGGUGUUGCCAUUGCAAGAGCAUUGGUUGCCGCUCUCCAACCUCGACCUGCUUCUGCCACCGCUCGACGUGGGUGUUUUCUUCUGUUACAAGAAGCCAGUUUCAGGGGAUACCCUCUGUUUUGGUUCGAUGGUUGGUAUUCUCAAGAAGGCCAUGGCCCAAGCUCUGGUCUCCUUCUAUGCUUUUGCUGGUGAGGUUGUACCCAACUCCAUCGGUGAACCUGAGCUUCUCUGUAACUACAGAGGGGUGGAUUUCUUCGAGGCCUAUGCAGAUGUUGAACUUCAAAACCUCAACCUCUAUAAUCCUGAUGAGAGCAUUGAAGGCAAGUUAAUACCAAAAAAAAAGCACGGCGUGCUUGCAGUUCAGGUAAAAAAUAAUCAUCUUCUACACCAUAUAUUUCAUCAAUAUUUCGAUAGUAUUGUAAUUCCAGAAAAAAGCACAAAGAUGGAGAGUUUCUGGUUUGGAAAAAUAGAAGCAACGGAGCUUAAAUGCGGCGGAAUAGUGGUGGCGUGCACUUUUGAUCACCGUAUUGCUGAUGCUUAUUCCGCCAACAUGUUUCUUGUUUCAUGGGCAGAAAUCGCUCAGUCCAAGCCGAUUUCUCUGCUGCCAUCCUUUCGGCGAUCUAUGCUGAACCCCAGGCAUCCAGGGUGCAUAGAUGUCUCCCUGGACGAUUUGUACGUGCCUAUUUCUACAUUGCCACCGCCAAAGGAAAACAAUCAACCAUCUGAUGAUCAUCUUAUCAGUCGCAUAUAUUAUGUCACUGCGGCCCAACUCGACGAGCUUCAAUCUCUUGCGAGCCGUGGUGGUUCCAAAAGGACCAAGCUUGAGUCUUUCAGUGCUUUCUUAUGGAAAAUGGUGGCGAUUUCCGCCGCAGGAGAUAGCUCCAAGAUGUCUAAGAUGGGGAUAGUGGUGGAUGGAAGGACUAGAUUAAGUGAAGGAUGUACGGAUAAAAAAUCACAAAUGGGUACAUAUUUUGGAAACGUUCUGUCAAUUCCCUUCGGCAGCGAGAAAGUGAAGGAACUGAUUGAAAAGCCUCUGUCUUGGGUGGCAGAGGAGGUCCAUGAUUUCAUAAAAAAUGCAGUAACAAAGGAGCAUUUCUUAGGCUUGAUUGAUUGGGUUGAGGCACAUCGGCCCGAGCCGGCCAUGACAAAGAUUUAUGCAAGUGGGAGCAACGAGGGACCAGCAUUCGUCGUUUCCUCCGGACAACGUUUCCCUGUUUCGAAGGUGAAUUUCGGGUGGGGCCCGCCAACGUUCGGGUCAUAUCACUUCCCAUGGGGAGGGCGUACUGGAUACGUUAUGCCGAUGCCAAGUCCGAUGAAGAAUGGCGACUGGGUGGUGUAUGUGCACCUCCCGGUGAGACAGGUGGAGUUCAUUGAGACUGAGGCCGCCGAUUUGUUUAAGCCCCUAACUUCUGAUUAUCUUGAUUUGGUGCAAACACCUUUAUAAUUUACGGUUAGAAAUUCUCAGGCGAACUUUAUAAAUAUCUUUAAAAUAUGGCCCUUGUAUUGUUGUACUUUGUUCGUAUUGCUGUACUUUGUAUACAACAAUCACAGUUGUUGUUCAAUAUAUUAUUGGUGUUAUU